This is a messenger RNA of Oreochromis aureus, 2541 nucleotides long. Its product is annotated as chloride channel CLIC-like 1. Gene Ontology annotation, cellular component: membrane; endoplasmic reticulum. Gene Ontology annotation, molecular function: chloride channel activity. The coding region runs from base 276 to 2066 and encodes 596 amino acids. The record is from RefSeq and is a predicted model, not a curated record. The transcript has 12 exons. NCBI's taxonomy places the organism in Eukaryota, Metazoa, Chordata, Actinopteri, Cichliformes, Cichlidae.
UAAAUUGGGUCACGCGGUUCAGUAAAGCGGUUCCUUUUGUAGAAAGGUCUGUUAUGUUGUUUUGUUCAGUAUAGACGGUUUAGUUUUAAUAUGUGACCCACGCCUCAACCUGUCAUAUUACCUUAAACGUCACGUUUUAUUCAGUGAGUCUAAAGUUGCUUUAAAAAUUAGCUUUAAACUUAGCUAACGUUGCUAGCUAAAGUUGUGCACACCUGUGCUUGCUUUCACUGUCAAGGAUCUAACUCUGGUUAGCAGCCUGUCUUCUCCCGGCCAGGAUGUUCUUUAUUGCUUUGUUGUGGAGCCUGUCGCUCACUGCCGUGGGCCAGCAGGAGGACGAGUGGCUCGACCCUUACGAUAUGCUCAACUACGAUGCUAGCACCAAAACGAUGAGGAAGCCUACUGAGCCAGCAAGCUAUGACAACGUGGGCACUAAAAGAAGAGAGUACAAUCAGGACUCCAGCCAGACCGAGCUGACGUCCUGCAAAGAGCAAAUGGAGGACUUACAGAAACAGAAUGAAGAUCAAAAGAAGACGAUCAAGCUCAUCUCACAACAGCCAACAUGCAGUCCAGUGUUCAAGCGAUUUCUGAGCAGACUGUUGAAGGAAAUACAAAGAGUGGGUGUGCCCAGUGAUUCCACAGAUGUCUUUUAUGAUGCCAAAGUCAAACUGUCCAAACAAGCCAUGACAGAGAUCCAGACACUUCUGGAGGGUGAAGACAGAUGGAGAACAGGCGCCCUGGACAAUGCCAUUAGUCAGAUACUCGUGGACCUUAAACCGCAUGAUUAUGAGGCCUGGAAGUGGCGAUUUGAAGACACCUUUGGGGUGGAGCUGGACACAGUAUUAAAAAUCGGGUCAUUUAUCCUGAUUAUAGUAGCCAUUAUCAGCACCGAACUGUGGACAACGAUCUCCUGGUUUGUGCAGUUCCGACGACUGUUUGCCGUCUGCUUCUUCGUUAGUAUUAUCUGGAACUGGUUCUACCUGUACAAGAUUGCCUUUGCUGAGCAUCAAAAUAAUAUAGUGAAGAUGGAGGGCUUUAAUGCAAAAUGCACUGGGGUGAAGAAAAUUGACUGGAGUGACAGUUUGAAAGAGUGGUUUAGAAGCACCUGGACUCUUCAAGAUGACCCUUGUAAGAGAUACUAUGAAGUUCUUAUGGUUAAUCCCAUCCUGUUGGUACCUCCAACCAAGGCAAUCUCCGUUACCAUUACGACCUUCAUCACAGAGCCACUGAAGCACUUCGGACAGGGAAUCAGUGAAUUUCUUCGAGCGCUCCUCAAAGAUCUACCAGUUACCCUGCAGAUUCCAGUCCUGCUCACUAUCGUGAUCGCCGUUGUGGUGUUCAUGUAUGGAAGUGUGCAAGCAGCCUUCCAGCAUGGCAUCAUGGCACCUCUACGCCGCCCUCGAAGGGAUCCACCACCACCAGAGCUGGAACAACCGCAAGCGCAACCUCGCCUCAGGAUCAAGGACCGCGAUCAUUUUGCAGGAGGGGAUGCACCUCAACAGCAACAUGCCCUAAGGUACAGAGCUGAUGAAGCCAGAUUAAACAGGAAUGACUUGCAUCAGAGGAGACCCAACAGGCAGUGGGUCGAGACUCUAGGAACUGCUGAGGAUGAGCCGGAUGCUGAGCGGGCCAAGGAAGUUCCUGAGGCAGACCAGAAUCCGUCUGUUGAGCCAGAUUCAGAAAACCAGCAGGGAGCAGAAGAACGGCCACCAGCAGCAAAGGAUAACAGCGCUGGUGCAAACAAAGCCAAAUCGGAGCCAAAAGCUGCUCGGUCAGAUUCGUCUGAGUCGAAGAAUAAAACUUCAAAAGGGAAUGAGAACCUUUCUCAAGAUCAACCAGACAGAGAUGUUGCACUGCUCACACCUGAGCUCCCAGAAGUGCAGCCUGUUGAUGCGGUGACUAUUCACAUGCAACAUAAAUUGAUUGCUGUUGCUACCACACCACUGACGUUUGUUCAACAACAGUGGAUUUCAACCCUGCACCCGGAAGCCUCACUUGAAGACUCCUCACUGCCACGCUCUGAAAAUUUUAAAGCUCCCGUCCAGGAGACUAGUCCAGCGGUGGAUUAGAUGGUGCUCAGUCAUCUUUUGGUGGAAAUAAUUAAUACAUCUGACUGACAGAUGUACAGAUGGUGUUAAAGUGAAUUAACAGGAUGAUGGGAUUACCACCACGCAGUGUGGUUGUUUGCUGCUGUGCGGUCACCUGUAUGUGGCUAUCCAUGAGGGACAACUGCUUGGGAUAAUUGUGUUUUGCUGGUGAAUUCUGAUUUCCCACUGGCAAAACGUUUGGGAAAUCAUGCAGCACCAGGCUGGAACAGUGUUGUUUACUCAGUUUGGUGUUCCUGUGUGCUUUUUGGUGUCUUUGGAAUCGUUGUUAAAAUUGGAACUAUAUUUGGCGAGCUGUAUAAUAAGUCGGUGCUGCAAAUUAAAAAAGAUGUUUUGAAUUUUUAACUAGAGCCUGACUGAGGACACAUUUUUGGAACUGUUGGGGACUUUUAAGGAAUGAAAAGUUCUGAAUACGUAGAAAUAAAUACACUAUUACUAA